Molecule: messenger RNA, 873 nt
Organism: Salvia miltiorrhiza (redroot sage)
Lineage: Eukaryota; Viridiplantae; Streptophyta; Magnoliopsida; Lamiales; Lamiaceae
Product: 60S ribosomal protein L2, mitochondrial
Exons: 3
Coding region: 83-700 (205 amino acids)
Biological process (GO): cytoplasmic translation
Cellular component (GO): ribosome; large ribosomal subunit
Molecular function (GO): RNA binding; structural constituent of ribosome; transferase activity
Source: RefSeq, a predicted model, not a curated record
AACGACAUCGUUUUGCUGGGAUUCAGAAACCCUUCAAAUGGCAAAAACCCCCCAUUUCGUCUGAGUUGACACGAGCAGAAAAAUGGCGCUCUUUAGAGCUCGAGCUGUCUCCUCCUCUCUCUUUCGCUCAUGUCUCCUUGCUCCUUCUCGGUUUCUCUCUACUGGUGCCGGCGAGAUGGUGGAAUCGAAAGAAGUGCCGUCGUUGAAGUCGAUGAUGAACCAAAUGCUGACUCUUGACAUAAGUUCUCAAUAUGGGAGCUGUAUGCCUCUGUCAAAUAUGCGAAUCGGUAUGCAAAUUCACAACAUUGAGCUCCGCCCGGGGCAAGGUGGGAAGCUCGUGCGCGCUGCAGGGACCUCUGCGAAGAUACUUACUGAACCGAAUAGAUCAGUCAGGUACUGUGAGAUAAAACUGCCGUCUGGAGAGAAGAGACUGAUAGACAAAAGAUGCCGGGCAACAAUAGGGGCAGUGUCGAACCCUGAGCACGGAAUGAAGAAGCUGAGGAAGGCGGGGCAAUCCCGGUGGCGGGGGAUAAGGCCCACAGUGAGGGGUGUGGCGAUGAACCCGAUCGACCAUCCCCACGGUGGUGGUGAAGGAAAGAGCAAGAGUAGUGGGAGCCACGGGCAGUGCUCACGGACACCGUGGGGGAAGCCUACCAAGUCUGGAUACAAAACUGCUAAGAUUAAGAAGAGAAAAAUUUAGAGUGAUAAGUCUUCCAAAAACAGAGGCAUGUUUUCUACCAUUCUUUUUUUGUGAGGAAAUGUUUUCUACCAUUUUUACUGAUAUGUUUUGUGGAUUUGUAGUGAUGUGCUUCCUCUGUUUUCACCUGAAGCAAAGGGAGAUAAAUAAUGAACUUGAUGCUUUGAGGUUUCAUA